AUGGCGAUGUUUUCUCACCCUGCCGCAUCCGACCACCUUUUUGGCCAACCUUCUGACCUCCACACUCAUUGGACACCUCCUACAACUACUGCCCACGCUACCCCAAUCACCUACGGCAACAACUACACCACCGCCUAUGUCAUCUUGGACGACUACGCCCAUGCCGAUACCAAUGACGGUAUUACCACCAUGAACUCCAGAUGUGCAACAGUUUCUUUUGUGGCCACCACACAACAGGUCUAUGCAUCACUGGUCACUCCCGCUCAACCCACCAACAAUGCGACACCUCCUCCGGAACCUCCCAGAUCUUCGACUCCGCGGCUACAGCCACAUCAGCAGACAUGUCGGCGAUGCCUACAGCAACUCCAACCGCGGCCAUACCUGGACCUCGUGUUCCUGCACCUCCUCCCGCUCAUGCCCAUCAAAGCCGUGAUCCCACAGAACAUCGAAGAUCACGCCAAGAGUCGUCGUCCUAUCACAACUACCGCCACCGAGAUCGAGAUUAGGACUAUGGCCACAGUGAGGGACCCUCUUGUGGGGGACAGCGUGAAGGUUCCCACCGUCAUGAUUCUUACUACGAUUCCUCCAACAGACGCUGGUGACGAGACCAACAUCCCAGCCUUCAAGAUUGGUAGAUCAACUUUGGCAUCGUUUUUUGGAGUUACAAUGCUUCUCCCGCUUGGUGCCACACCUACUCCUGAUCUCUUCCGUGAAUUUGGAUACAUUCUGCGCUAA
This is a messenger RNA of Cladocopium goreaui, 735 nucleotides long. Lineage: Eukaryota; Dinophyceae; Suessiales; Symbiodiniaceae. The record is from the annotation of a GenBank genome assembly.